UUGUGCUGAAGUAAAGAAAAACUAAGACAUAAAUUCAAAAGACAGUAUGGCCACCACAGUUGCUGUCAGUCCAAGUGAAUAUCUUCAGCCUUCUACCAACACAUCUCAGGAUUCUCAGCCAUCACCUUUGGCUCUCCUGGCUGCUACUUGCAGCAAGAUAGGACCACCUGCUGCCCAAGCCCCGGCCAGCGCUCCACCAGCCCAACCAACCACACGCCGCCUUCACCCUAUCAAACCGGCCCCAAUUGCUCCAGCUCCACCCAAAAACCUGGGCUUUCUUUCAGCCAAGGGAAAUAUUAUUCAGCUCCCUGCAGGAUUAGGCUCUUCAGGAACCAGCCCUAUUCUCUUCACUAUCCAGACCCCAACACGUCCAGCAGGUACGAGUACUGCCAACAUUCAGUACCAGGUGGUGCCCCAAAUUCAGGGAACUCAGACCAUCCAGAUCAUCCCUGGGACCAAUCAAGCUAUAAUCACCUCGCCUGUAACAGUGCAGGCUCCCACACCCACAUCUGCACAGAAGACAGUACCCAUCAAACCUUCAACACAAAAGCGAAGGCAGAACAAUGCUAACAUUACACCCAACACAAAUGUUGUGCAGCUACCUGGAGGACUCGCACUGCCUCUUACAGGGGACGUAGGUGCAACUCAGAUUGUAACAGAAACAGCUGCUGUUUCACCUCAGCCUGUAAAGGGAAAGAGGGGCCGGAAGAGACAGGUUGCUGUCGCUCCAUCCAUUUCUGCACCUCCACCAGCCUCACCUCCUAUUGCUGAACAGGUCGAGACUGUUCUAAUAGAAACCACAGCUGAUAAUAUCAUCCAGGCAGGGAACAACCUCCUGAUUGUUCAGAGUCCAGGAGGCAGCCAGCCUGCCAUGGUACAACAGGUGCAGUUGGUUCAACAGAAAUCAGAUCAGCAAGUAGUGCAAAUACCCUCCCAGGCUCUAAAAGUGGUACAGGCUGCCUCGGCAACUCUUCCUCCUGUGCCCCAAAGAGUACCAGCCACUCCCAGUGUACAGGUGGCCCCUCCAGAACCCACACAGGUGCUGAUUAAAACAGCAUCAGGUGAAUGGCAGGCAGUGCAGCUGCAAGAGACAAUAGUAACCACUCCAACUACGCCCCCUGCUACCCCUUUCUCACAAGUUGUCCAGAGUAAGAAAGUCCAGCCUGGGGCAAGAAAAGAGCGACCCCUUGCCAAAAUUGCUCCGGCUGGUGGUGGUCUAAUAACACUUAAUGCAGCUCAGCUCACCUCAGCAGCUCAGGCUGUGCAGACCAUUAAUAUUAACGGUGUUCAAGUACAAGGAGUGCCUGUCACCAUCACUAAUUCUGGCGGACAGCAACAUCUGACAGUUCAGACCGUUCCGGGUGGUGGGAUUCAGCUUAGUGGUGUGCAGGCGCAGGAACACCAGCUAAAGGUGGACCAGACACUGACGCUUGAGCUGCAAAGCCAGUCAGGCGAGAAGAAACGGCGCAUGGCAUGUACAUGCCCCAACUGCAAAGAUGCAGAAAAAAGGCCAGGUGAAGUUGGAAAAAGGAAGCACAUCUGCCACAUACCGGGUUGUGAAAAGACCUUCAGGAAAACGUCUCUGCUGAGAGCACAUGUCAGGCUGCAUACAGGAGAACGACCAUUUACUUGUUCCUGGGUUUUCUGUGGGAAAAGCUUUACGCGCAGUGACGAACUGCAGAGACAUGCCAGAACACAUACAGGUGACAAACGCUUUGAAUGCUCGAAGUGUCAGAAGCGAUUCAUGCGUAGCGACCACCUUACAAAGCAUUACAAAACACACAUAAACACCAAAAACUUGUAAACAUUUGAAAGAAAAAAACUCGUAAAAACUCUUCCCUGGGAGGCAGGGAUUUGUUGGGGCAGGGUAUUAUGGGAGGAAGACUCCUCCCCUCAUUCAGCUCACUUACACGGUGUGUUGUAGACCAGGUUCUGUGGAAUGGUAUGUCCAGAGAAGCCCACACUCCUUAAGAAUUCUUUUCAUCUCAUCCUAUUUGUCGUAGGAUCAUACAGAACAGCAGGCAUGAUGCAACUCUUAACUUAAGGAUCCAAAACCUGGAAAAAGUAUGUUUCUUGUUCCUUAGCUGGAAGUACAAUAAAGAAAAGUAUGUCUGACCUUAUUUGCAGCACCAAAAAUAUCUUUAGCUUGAAAGCUCCAUUAUUUUUCCAUAAUCCACUUUUAGAUUGUUUUAGCUAGGGUUUCUUAUUUGAACUUUUUGUGUGUAGCAGCUUAUGAACAUCCUUUUGUGUAAAUGUUUACUUGCAUACAAACAUACAUUUGUAAAUAUUUGAUGAGUUGAUGAAUGUGAAAUAUCUUGGAGUUGGACUGUUCCCCAGCAGUGUUUUCCAGAAUCAUUUUUAACUCUUAAUGCAAAACAGUUACAUUUGGUUAUUUGCAACAUUUGAAAAGGCUGUGUAAUAACAGAGCUUUAAAGAAUUUAUUUGGUUGGUUUGUUUUAACUUAAAACUCGUUUUGAUAAUUAGGUCAGUAAAAACUGGCCCAACGAUAUUGUGUGUUUGUAUUAAGCAAGGAGAAAACUAACCUACUGAGCAUCAAUGUGGUUGCAAUAAUCAAAUAGAUGUGUGAUUUAUCAAUGAAAUUUCAGAACCAUCAAGUUUUUCUUGUGCAGCAUACAAACAUGAUAAUGUAACUAGUCUUUUCUUGUUCUAAGUUCAGGCAUUUUAUAUCAUUUUUGGUAUUAAAAAUCCACAGUGUGGCACUCUGGUGGUGCAGCGGUAAAACACGCCAGCACACGAAAGCUGAUAUUUCACACUUGCGAGUUUGAAUCUCAGCUCUGCUACCGGCAGGUCGAGCGUCUAUACAGUCAAUGAUUGGCAUGUCCAAUGGUCCUUAUGACUGGUGCAAUUAAGACCUUUGCUACGAUUCUUUUAAAAAAUUGACAGUGUCUCUUGCUCUUUAACAGAGCACGUAAAUGAAUCUUUUUUGCAGUGACUGGACAAUCAUCUCAAGAGUAUUGCAGAACAGUUAAUGGAAUCCAGAUUGAAUUUUAAUAGAAAAUUCCAGAUCAUAUACAGACGAUGGCUGUAAUAAUAAAAAAAAGUCAUACUAUUAUUUAAAUGCUAUUUUCUGGAUGUUUUAGAGUACGUUCUGAAUCUUUAGUUCUAAAUAGAAUCUGAUAUUCAGAUGGCAGCGUGUAAAAUUUAAAAUGUAUUGCUUUUUUCUUUAGUAAUAUGGGCUUUUUUAUGGGGGAGAGGUUAAAAAUGAGACACUAGUUGAAAUUAACUUGACGACUUAAGAAUUAAGUUUUAAUUAUAUCCUGCCUGAUAAAGACAAAAAUUUCUUUCAAAUCAGAUUUAUAUGAACGUUUUACAUCUAAAUAUAACAGCUUUUGUGUUUAAAGGGGGGGAAAUGUCCGCUUGAGUAUGUUUGUAUUGUUUGUGAAUAUGUACAGAUGUAUUUUGGAAACCACAUGUAGGAUUUUUGUUACACAAACUGGUGUAUUGGCUGCUAUGGCCACAACUGAAGGAUGAGGACUGUGUACAUUGUAAAUGAGAAAAAAAAUUAUCACAUUGUAUAGUUUCAUUCCUGUAAGCUUAUUAGAUGACCCUUUUAUGAAUAUAAUGUUGCCUUAGACAGCUUCACCCCUAUUUAAAGAGAUUUCUGUCUAAUUAAAGAGCUGUAUUUGUAUAA
This is a messenger RNA of Trichomycterus rosablanca, 3652 nucleotides long. It is a transcript of the gene sp2, whose product is annotated as sp2 transcription factor. Lineage: Eukaryota; Metazoa; Chordata; Actinopteri; Siluriformes; Trichomycteridae. Gene Ontology annotation, molecular function: DNA-binding transcription factor activity, RNA polymerase II-specific; RNA polymerase II cis-regulatory region sequence-specific DNA binding. The record is from RefSeq and is a predicted model, not a curated record. Gene Ontology annotation, biological process: regulation of transcription by RNA polymerase II. The transcript has 8 exons. Bases 47 to 1804 code for a protein of 585 amino acids.